Cucumis melo (muskmelon) is the source of this 357-nucleotide messenger RNA. Its product is annotated as MAPK kinase substrate protein At1g80180-like. The record is from RefSeq and is a predicted model, not a curated record. Bases 1 to 357 code for a protein of 118 amino acids. The transcript has a single exon. NCBI's taxonomy places the organism in Eukaryota, Viridiplantae, Streptophyta, Magnoliopsida, Cucurbitales, Cucurbitaceae.
AUGGAGGGUUUGCAGAGAUCUGCAGUUUCUUUCCGGCGGCAAGGUUCAUCGGGAUUAGUUUGGGACGAUCGGUUUUUGUCCGGCGAGUUGAAGCAAACGGCGACGACGUCGGAGAAAGAAUGGGAAGAGAAUCAAGAUCAAGGGAAGUCAACGGCAACGGCGACGGGAGUGGAGCCGAUCAGUAUUACGAUCGAGAGGAGCCGAUCCAACGGUGGCCGUGGGUAUCGAACUGGGAAAGUGUCGCCGGCGAUUGAGCCACCGUCUCCGAAGGUCUCGGCAUGUGGAUUCUGUAGCGCGUUUGGGAAACCGGCGAAGAAGAGUCGCCGGACGAAAACGGGUAAGCGUAGAUCGAGGUAA